CAAGUUUUUGAUAUGAGGAAGUCGCAGACUUUCACAGAGUCACAAAGAGAUCAAAGACUGUGUGUUAAGAACGGCUUAACAGACCAGGCAUUAAAGAAAUGUGUUUGUGAACAAUUUUCUACAACUGCUGAACAAGUGCAGAUAGUUCAUUUUGAUAUGAAAACAGAGGGAUCAGCAUUGAAAACUACUGUUGUCAUUUUGCCGAAAAUUGUACAAAACAUGCCCUUCAACAAACUCCUGAUUGAGACAUACACAAACGAACAUAGGUUAUCAAGAAUCAUAUGUGGUUUGUGGAAGGCUGACAUUAAAGUAGAUGAGUUUAAACAAAUGCUGAUGGAAUUUCUAGGUUGGAAGUCUAUAGCAUUGUGUAAAGACGGUAGAAUUAUUUAUAAUGGAGUUGAAGAUCAACUGAGGGAAAAUCAAGACCUGACAAGAGUUCAGGCCUUUCAGUUUGGUCAUAUGAAGGUAACAUUAGUCUACAGCAUAAAUGCUGACAUUGAAUAUCGAUUCAUAUGUACUUUAAAUGGCGCCAAAUCUGUGUUGGAAGCAAAAGAGGGAAUCCUUACAAAAUUUUCAAGAGAAUUUGAAGCCAUAGACGAAACAAAAGGCCAAAUUCUACACCUUUGUAUCAGAGACCAAAUUAUUCAAGAUGACAUUUGUUUGGGUGUGGCUAUGCAAAGCAUAACUCGUAGUGACGACACUCCUAUCAGUCUUCACUUUGCUUCCCAGGAUGCAAUCACCGUUACUAUAGUCAGUAAUGAAUUGAAAAUGAGACAAACGUUGCUUAUUGUUCCUCGGCGUUGUUCUACUGCUUAUCUGCGUGAAAGGAUAGGAAAGCUAGCGGCAUGUGAUGCAAAUUCCAUUAAACUUGUUUUCAACGAAAAACUUAUCGAUGAGUUAGAUGAUCUUUCGCAAACCUAUGGUAACAAUUGGAAAAGUGGAUGCACUCUGAAUGUUGGUUUGAAGAAACAAAAAACUUUAAAAAUCAAGAAUCCAAUUAACAAUGAAGAAAAGGCUUUUAAAAUGUAUAUGCUUGAGCCAGUUCAAAAGUUGGUGGAACGCAUAAGCGCAUAUUGGAAUUUAGAUGUGCUGACAAUGUGCCUUUUUUGUCGUGAUGUUCCGAUGAAAUGUAACAGUUUGCUUCAGCACUAUGCAAUAAAAAACAACAUGCAGCUAGAGUUGAAGUUGUUCCCAAACAGAAUAGCAAUUCAAGUGAGAAUAGUAUUCAAGAAGAGGACAUUGAACUUGGCUGUAGCAGACAGCACAGUUACCGCAGUAGAAGACUUGUUGACAUACUGUGCCGUUAAGAUGCAGUAUCCCAGGAAAUGUUCAAGAGCCAUUCUUCGGAAUAAAUGCUUGAAACCAGAAGCAUCUCUGAAGGAUGAAGGUUUCUCCACAAAUGAAAAGGUGUCUAUAGUGUUCUUUGAUGAACCACUGAGUGGUAACAGUGAACUCAUACCAGUGUUUGAAGCAGACAUUGAUGGGCACACAACCCCACGGUAUGGGAAAGUGGUUGAAGGACUAUUACUUUUAGCAGUGAUGGAAAUCAGCUCCAGCAUCUCCAGAAUCCCAGCGUCUCCCGCCACCGGUGAGAGGUAGCGAUAGGGACCAUCUCCCUAUUGGCAUUGACCUGUAUGGAGAGGCGUUAGAUUCUAACAGAUCCAAGAUCGUACCUCAACGAGAAGCAUGUGCGACGAAA
Messenger RNA from Dreissena polymorpha, 1699 nucleotides. RefSeq lists its product as uncharacterized. The transcript has 5 exons. Lineage: Eukaryota; Metazoa; Mollusca; Bivalvia; Myida; Dreissenidae. The record is from RefSeq and is a predicted model, not a curated record. The coding region runs from base 13 to 1599 and encodes 528 amino acids.